UUUUUUUCGUUUUUUUAUAAUUAGCAAGUUAUCAAUUUAUUAAUCAUUUUUUUGCGGCCGAUCGAUGAGUCUUCGGUCUCCGACCGAUAUUCUCGUUUGUAUAAUUGGUCAUCGGCACGUACGGUAGACGCAUAACGACGCUUCACUUUAGUUUUUAGUUACAUGAACACAUUUGCGCGCGGUCUAAUGGCCGUGUGCGUGAAAACCUACAGUGAUGAUAGCAAAAAAGUAUCAAAAAAUAUGACCAUCAUUGUACGUUUGGAAGAUUUGUAUGACACCGAAGACCAUAGCUUUUCAUCGAAGAUAUGAAAUUUUCCCAGCGUAUUAUGUCAAUCACAAAUAUGUUAACAUUGGUUAUUCUAUUCUAUUACAAUGGUGCAAAAUGCCUACAUUUAAUAUUCAUAUUUAGAUAUUCUGCAUUACGGAAACUUAAUUAGAAAUGAAAGAAACCAUCAAAGACGUAUUUCCCUGCCUCAUCUGUGAUGAAAACUUUUCAUCAGGGGACCAUGCUUGGAAAAGCAUAUGUUUUUGCACAUUCAUGAUAAAAAUGAUGAGGCUCGAGAUUUGAGCGAAUAUGCAGCUAAGAGCAACGUGGGAACAAUUCAUCCUACCGACUAUUAUGAGCAUUGUGGGAAUGAAAUAACAAAUAAAUAUAUUCAACAAACUUGCGGCGAAGAGAAAUCUAAAGUUCAUCCACGCUGUAUCCAAACUGAUUCAAUUGAUAAGACUGACAAACCACGUAAUUGUCAUGAAAUAAAAGUAACCUCUCUUCUGGACGGAAAGUUGCAAAAUCAGUCACUUGUUCACACCAACACAAAAGCUCGGUCAAAUGUAGAAACCCAUUGUGAGUAUGAACCUCAUCUUUGUAGACGAGGUGGAAAGGAUUUAUUCAACUUAUGUGUGCAUAAACAAACUUAUACUGAAAAGAAACCCUAUAUUUGUAAAGAUUGUGGGGAGGCUUUUUUGUAUUCAUCUACUUUACAAACGCAUGUGCGAAUUCAUACUGGAGAGAGGCCUUAUAUUUGUAAAGAAUGUGGUAGGGAAAUUAUCACUGUAUCUAAUUUACAUAGGCAUGAGCAAACUCAUAAUGGAGAGAAGCCUUAUAUUUGUAAAAUAUGUGGUGAAGCAUUUUCGCAAUCAUCCACUUUAAAUGUUCAUGAGCGAAUUCAUACUGGGAAAAAGCCUUGUGUUUUUGUGAACAUGUGGAAAAGAUUCUCAAAUAUAUCUGAUUUACAUAGGCGCGAGCGAACUCACACUGGAAAGAGCCUUAUGUUUUGUAAACAAUGCGGCAAGAACUUUUCGCAAUCAACUGGUUUGCACGUGCAUUGA
Styela clava is the source of this 1329-nucleotide messenger RNA. Lineage: Eukaryota; Metazoa; Chordata; Ascidiacea; Stolidobranchia; Styelidae. The record is from RefSeq and is a predicted model, not a curated record.